This is a messenger RNA of Megalops cyprinoides (Indo-Pacific tarpon), 2925 nucleotides long. It is a transcript of the gene tm2d1, whose product is annotated as TM2 domain containing 1. The transcript has 7 exons. Bases 61 to 654 code for a protein of 197 amino acids. NCBI's taxonomy places the organism in Eukaryota, Metazoa, Chordata, Actinopteri, Elopiformes, Megalopidae. The record is from RefSeq and is a predicted model, not a curated record.
AAACGAGUUGUCUCUUUAACAGCUCUUAAAGUCAUGUGACAGUAAAAAAACGGUGUCAACAUGGCCGCCUCUAGGAACCGGAAUCAUUGUUUACAGCCCCUACUUGGGGUUAUUUUAUUAUGUUUCACUUAUUGUCAUUUGAAAAUGGCUCUAGCAAGUGAAAUCGACAGCUGUGAGAAUCUGCACUUGGGACAGUAUCUUUGUAAAGACCCAAAAAUAGAUGAUGCAACACAAGAGCCUGAUAACUGCAAGGACUCAGUUGCUUGGGUGGAAUGCCUGCCCGCACCCAAUGUCAGCUGCCGCUUGUCCAAUGGAACAGAAUUUAAAUUCAGUGGAGAAGAAGUUGGAUUUAACAAAAGCAUCCCAUGUCGAAAUGUGAGUGGGUACUCAUACAAAGUUGCAGUGGCCCUUUCCCUCUUCCUUGGGUGGCUGGGGGCAGAUCGCUUCUACCUGGGGUAUCCAGCUCUAGGUCUGCUGAAGUUCUGCACAGUUGGGUUCUGUGGCAUUGGCAGUCUUGUGGACUUCAUGUUAAUCUCCAUGCAGAUUGUCGGUCCAUCUGAUGGCUCCAGCUACAUAGUGGAUUACUAUGGGGCUCGACUCACACGACUUUCCAUCACCAAUGAGACUUACAGAAGGACACAGAUUUCACCCUGAACCAGACCAUGGAGGAAAAGCUGAAAACCUUCAAAGGGGAUGAAUUUGUUUGUGUAAGGCAAGUUUUCAGACUUUUCCCCACAUGAUUCUCCUGAGCAAACAUAAGGACACGACAGAUUGCAUGAAUAAGAGUAAAGACCGGAUGGUACGAAGACACGAUCCAACGCUGGGAGUAUUAAAAGCAGAGACCCUCAAACAGCAGCUCCUUCAAAGCCGUGGUUCUGAUGAGGCCUGAAACCCACCCUCACAGAGCCUCAGGAACAUAUCUGAGACUGGCAGCACCAUCCGCGCUCUCUCUGCCUCUGUCUGCAGCCAGCGCACUGGUAUAGGCCCCAUCCUUUCAUUUCUGCUACCAUCUCCAGGCACGCCCGCCACAGUGUGUUAUCAAGUCCUCCUGUGACCACAGGCAUCAUCGUGUUGCCAUUUGAAAUGUGUGUAAAUAGUGUUCCGCACCCAAUUGCAGAACGUGAUUGGAUUGAUUACUUGCGAAGCGCUGGUUCCACGCUGGCUCGCUGACGGAUUUUGGCUAUCACGGGACACCCGCCUCUGUGCGCUGCCUUGCCGUCCAGUUCAGAUGCAGGACGGUUGUUGUUCGAUGCGGUUCAUUAUGCUCUAAGUUUCCAUUAUGAAUGCAGUGCUGCUUUUUCCCAGAAGGAUCCGCAAACAGUCCGGGUUCAAGUGAUGUCAAGCACUGUUUCAAUUUCACUUGAGUGUGUCUGUGCGUCUGCGCUCCGUCGUCCUAUCAUUCAUGCAACCCCGAAUAGAGCCAGGCAGUUAAUCACAGCCAAGUGAUUACUGUAUUGGCCUCUGUGAGCCAGCAAGCGAAUGAAUGUGUACGUGUGUGUGCGUGUGUGCGUGUGUGUGUGUGUCUGUGUCCGUAGAACAGUCUGCUCUUACAUCUGAAUCAUUAUUAACAGGACUGUGUCCCUGCAGCAGUUUGCAAAGCGCAGUGCUUUGGAUUGGGUCAUUGAUUCAGCCAGGCCGCCAGCGUCACUGUCUUUCAUAAUUCGAUUAAUGGAUUUAGUUUCCUAGUGUUGGGUAUCCUUUCUUAAAAAAAAGUCUCCAAUGUCUUAGAGUCUCAUCCAGGACCAUAAAAGGAGCUGAAAGUGAGUGCACUGAUUCAACACUUUACGUGAUGCUAUGUUGAUAUUAUGAGGCGAUGUAUUAAACGGUUAUCUGUCAGGUGUUUAAUUUAAGGCUAUUUUGUAAAAGAAUGCUCUCUCUAAAUCCACAUCUUUAAAUCUCUGGUGUUGUAUGUCAGAUCAGCAGAGUGGAACAGCAGUAAAUCUCUGUCUGAUAGCUUUUCUUUGUUCCUGUACCCUUGCUUGAGCUCCUGCUGUAUCUCAUGAAAGUGACAGUACUCAACAGUUACUCAUUUGAUGAAGGAAAACGAGAUUCAUAUUUGUGGAAGCAUGUCUUGGGAGCACAUUUGGAGACUGUCAUAGUGCACCAUUUUAAAUCCUACCAAUAAUUCAUGCAUGAUAUAUAUAAGUACAAUAAUAUAUUAUAAUUGUAUAUAAUUAGUGGUGAUAUGAUUAGGUCUGAUUUGCUACAAAUGAGAAGUUGACAUCUGAACUGGAAUGAGUGGUGUGUCUUCUGAGAUGAAUGGGAUAGUUUUCCUCAAAGCUGAUAUUCCAGUUGGAUAUUGUGUUUAGUGAUGGGAGCUCUUGUAUGAGAAUAGCAGUGUGGUGGUAGGUCUGCAGCUGCUGGAUUCAGUAGGCCUGAAACAGUGUGUGAAAUGCUGUAUACCUAAGGUGUGCCUACCUAAGAUAAUGCAGGACAUGUACCCAGCCUCACUUCAGCUGCCAUGUGGCUGCAAACCAGAAAACAUUUAAGUUAGGUGUACAAUUGCUUUCAUUAACAGUUUUAUUAAAAUUAGAACUAAUGGCAUGACAAUAAUCACAGGAACGGAGUAAUAUACAGUUUAAACUGGUAAAAAAAAAGUCAAAAUUAAAUAGUCAUGAAAAUUCACCUGUGAGCUCUAAAUGAACCUUUCAAUAGCACAAGACAGCCCAGGUUGUUUAUUGUAGUCACAUAUUUCACAUGGUGUUUUAUCCAUCAAUACACUGCCAUCAACAUGAACCUGGAACCUGAUGUUCCCCCAAAGUCAUUUCCUUUCAGCCUUGUCAAGGGAAAAUUGUACAGUAUUGGUUUCUUUUACCAAAAAUGUUAAACUAAAUGGUAUUUAGUUUCCCCUUUAUAAAAUGUCACACAUGACAGGUUAGAUAGUUCUGACGGCCUUGCCUGUCUCCGAGUUGUAAAUGUUACAUU